AUGACUUGGUAUGUCCGCUGCAAGUCCCAUAGUGCUUCGCUUCCAUGCAAUUGGCAGCUAAGAGCCACUCUAAGAUGCACACAUAACAUAUGGAAAAUUGUAACAUUUGUGAAGGAACACACGUGUGUGCGAGUUUCGAAUUCCAAUGACCACCGACAGUUGAGUUUGGAACUCAUAGCCGAGUACAUAAUACAUUACGUCCAGAAUGGUCCGUUAUAUGCCAUCAAAGAAAUACAAACGAGCAUUAAACGUGCUUUUGAUACGGAUGUUUCGUACAAAAAAGCAUGGUAUGCUAGGCGACGUGCGAUUGAUAUUGUGUAUGGUGAUUGGCCAACUUCUAUAGCUGCGCUCCCUACGUACAUGCAGGAAUUGGUUAAAGCCAAUCCUGGAACAGUUGUUGAGUGGAAGCACCAUCCGCAAAGUAGUACUGGAUGCAUCAUCUUUCAUUACGUGUUUUGGGCAUUUGGGCCGGUAAUCGAGUCAUUUCGACACCUUAAGCUAGUUAUUUGUGUUGACGGCACAUUUAUGAAGGGUACAUACAAAGCAAAAUUAUUGGUUGCUGUUGGUUUUGAUGCCUCCAAUCGGCAGUGGCCACUUGCAUUCGCACUUGUAGACGAAGAGACAAAUCGGAGUUGGACAUGGUUCAUGUCGCAUUUGCGACGUCAUGUGUGCCGUGAGGUGGAAAAUAUUUGCGUUAUUUCGGAUAGGCACAAGGGCAUAACACAUGCUAUGAAUACUUUACCAGAGUGGAAAGAACCGUUGGCCGUGCACCGAUACUAUUUAAUACACGUGCAGAGGUCCCAAAAUUUUCGAAAUCAAAGAUUGAAGGAUCUUAUGUGGGCUGCCGGUGCAGCAAAUCAAGCCAAAAAAUAUGAGGCAUUUAUGGAACAAAUAUGGUUGUUAAAUGAAGAGGCGUAUAAAUGGUUGAAUGGUGGUUCUGUAAAACCGGAACAAUAG
This is a messenger RNA of Coffea arabica (coffee), 957 nucleotides long. RefSeq lists its product as uncharacterized. The record is from RefSeq and is a predicted model, not a curated record. Lineage: Eukaryota; Viridiplantae; Streptophyta; Magnoliopsida; Gentianales; Rubiaceae.